AUAUAAUUACUAAACCUUCUGAAUCAUUAAUUUAAUUUAUUUUUUAUGCAAAAUAAAUAAAUAAAUAAACAUGGUAUAGUUUGAUAAAAUGUGAAUUUUGUUCUCUAGUCUUUGUUUCUAUCUCAAGUUUCCUCCAAUAUUUUCUGAUGAUUUUCUUGAUCUCCGCUUCACUCAGACAUUGGUUAUGUCAGCUCCUUUAUUUAUUUUUCUCUCAUUCACGACUGUUUUUCCUUCUUUUGCCUCCUCCUCCUUCUCACACGUCCACUAAAAUAUUCGCAGGAGAUCUCUGCAAUUGCAAUUUAGUGGGUUUUGAGAUGCGUUGGAUUCGACAAACUCAAAUGGGUUCUUUUGUUUUUAUUUGACCAAUUUCUGUUUUCUACUGAAAGGAAUUUAUGCUGCUGCAAGUUUUCCAAGGCUGAUUCUGACUUGAUCAAUCUUUUGACUCCAAAAUAAAUAAAUAAAAUGGAGGGUGACACAUUCUCUGGUCUAGGCAACGGUACCCAGAUUGAUAGCAAGAUCUUGCAGACAUUUCAGAAAAGCUUUGUUCAAGUGCAGCACAUCUUGGAUCAGAACAGGGUACUCAUCAAUGAGAUAAACCAGAAUCAUGAGUCCAAGGUCCCUGACAACCUCAGCAGAAACGUUGGUCUUAUUAGGGAGCUCAACAACAACAUCAGAAGAGUGGUUGACCUUUAUGCGGAUCUUUCAAGUUCCUUCACCAAAUCUAUGGAAGUUUCUUCCGAAGGAGAUUCCAGUGGUGCUGUGAAAUCCGAUGGAAAAGCUGGUCACAAGCGACACAGGCCAGCUUAGAGAGCUUUUUUUAUUAUUUUUUUCUCUUUUAUUUUCUCCUUUUUCUUUCUUUUUGUUUGGUGGAGAUGCACGACAUCACAAUUGUGCUGAAGGGUAGAACAAGAUUAGGUUCUGUAGCCGAAGCUCUCUUGUAUUACAGAACCUUCUUUAGCUCAUCACUUACUGCUUACAUUUCAAAUAAAAAGAAAUGAUUUUCCAGAAUUCCUCUCAUGAUAACCUUGUAACUGUGGAUCUAAUAGAAAUAGAACAUGAUUAUGUGACUAAUUUAAUCAUGCUGCCGUCUUUGAAAAGGUAAAUGAGAAUGCCUUUUCUUUCCUAUUUGAACAUGUGAUGGAUUAUAAUGAGAUGGGCCUUUCUUGUUUAUGUUUUUUCUAUGAUAUGAUGAGGUGUUGCAACUUGCAAGAGAUAAGGGCUUUUAGCUUUGAUAAACUUUUCUGAGUUUCUGCUUGUCAAAAGGGGCUAAAGGGGUCUUCAUAAUUUUUUUCCUGUCAUUCUUUUUCAUGUGAACUAUCUCUUAUCUAGUUUUUGAUGGGAACUCGUCAUAACACCUUUAUUCCCUCUUUUAACUUCAACCAAAAUGUUGUUCCUUGCUCUUACUUUACCUAAGAACUGAAAGCGAGAAGGGGUUGCAGAUUCUGUUUUAGGCCUAUGCCCAUGUAGCCAGAGUUUCCUUACCAAGAAAACUAUUCCUGGUUUUUCUGUUCAUGUGUUCCCAUUCCCUGUGGGAAUGACAACGGAGAACUGAAAAAUGCAUACAUAUGUGUGAAGAUGCUCUGAAACAGAUGGAAGAAAGCUGCUUUAGAAUAUAGAUAAUAUCUUUUUGGUUCCCAAUUACACACCACCACAAGAACAGAAUCUCAGAUAAGAGAUGAUGAGCUUUUGACUAUUUUUUUAUUUUUUAAAUUUUUACAUCUAAUGGCUGGUAUAAGCUGGGAAAUAAAUAAAAGUAUUCUAUAUCAGCUUAAAACAAAGCACCUACAGUAUCGAGAGGCAGAUAUGUGUAAAUAGUGACCCCCAACAACAUGACAAGGGACCCAAAGGUUCUCUUUUGGGAUGGAAGUGAACUUCUCCAUGCUUAUCCCUUCCUACUCAGGUUCUUUAUUUUUUACUUUCCAAUUUCC
Molecule: messenger RNA, 1928 nt
Organism: Abrus precatorius (Indian licorice)
Lineage: Eukaryota; Viridiplantae; Streptophyta; Magnoliopsida; Fabales; Fabaceae
Product: protein ELF4-LIKE 3-like
Exons: 2
Coding region: 463-807 (114 amino acids)
Biological process (GO): positive regulation of circadian rhythm; entrainment of circadian clock
Source: RefSeq, a predicted model, not a curated record